Molecule: messenger RNA, 468 nt
Organism: Entrophospora candida
Lineage: Eukaryota; Fungi; Glomeromycota; Glomeromycetes; Entrophosporales; Entrophosporaceae
Source: the annotation of a GenBank genome assembly
AUGUGGAAGAGUUGCCUCUUGCUUCGUUUUUCAGAUGAUUCAUUUACACCUUCGUUUAUUACUACAAUUGGUAUCGACUUUAAGAUUAGAACAAUCGAAUUAGAUGGAAAGCGAAUCAAACUUCAAAUUUGGGAUACUGCUGGUCAAGAACGUUUUCGUACAAUCACCACAGAACAACAUGCAAGUGAAGGAGUUAACAAGAUUCUUAUUGGUAAUAAAUGUGAUUGGGUUGAAAAAAGUGAAAUUAACAAAGAACAAGGUCAAGCGCUUGCUGAUGAAUUUGGUAUCAAAUUUUUGGAAACUAGUGCUAAAGCCAACAUCAAUGUAGAAGAGGCUUUCUUCAGUUUGGCAAGGGAUAUCAAGAAAAGACUUAUUGAUACACACUCCCAAGAACAACAAACUCAUCAAAAUAAAAGACUUGAACUGGAUAAUAAGCAUCUUAAAUCUAACUCUAAUUGUUGUAAUUAA